This is a messenger RNA of Dothidotthia symphoricarpi CBS 119687, 6127 nucleotides long. RefSeq names its product HEAT repeat protein-like protein. Gene Ontology annotation, biological process: retrograde transport, endosome to Golgi; endocytosis; intracellular protein localization. NCBI's taxonomy places the organism in Eukaryota, Fungi, Ascomycota, Dothideomycetes, Pleosporales, Dothidotthiaceae. The record is from RefSeq and is a predicted model, not a curated record. Gene Ontology annotation, cellular component: membrane; Golgi apparatus; endocytic vesicle. The transcript is spliced from 8 exons. Bases 23 to 6127 code for a protein of 2034 amino acids.
CCGCGAGCCUCCCAUAGCGAACAUGACCGCGCCAGACGAACCGCCAACAAGCGCCGACCCCUCGAACCCAGAGCUCGACGUCAAGAAGCUCCACGCCCUCCCUUCAGAACAACAGGAUCUCUACCUGCUGACAUUCACCUCGGACCUCGCGCGCCAUGUUGCCUCCCUCGAUGCCGAUGGAGCCUCGGCGCACCAAAUAUACAUCAAGAAGGAGCUCUUCCAGGUCAUCAAUCUGGCCUCGCCCGCGCCCACGCGAGUGAUCCGAACCAACCUGGGACGAGCAUUUGCCGGCAUAUUCGGCAAGGGGGAUCGCAAACUGCUCUUUGAAUCCAUCACUGAGCUAAUCGGUAUACUCAAUGGCACGGGAAAGAGCGACAAGGACGUCCGGGUGAAGCAUGCAGCCGCGCACUGUCUCGGUGCCGUGUUUGAAGCGGCGGGAGACAGCGCUAUAGGAUUCUCUCCCCACGCGGCAAACUCCUUGCUACGCCUGAUCAAGUCUGCGCAAAACCAUACGGGGCUUAGAGCAACUCUCUUCAAGGCGGUGGGGAAAGUGUUCAAGGGGGUUGCGCCUUCGGCUGAUGAGCUCGUCGCAAGAGAUGCGUGGAAGCAGGCACGCAACGCAUGUGCUGGCGACAAGUCUCUGUUGGUACAGACAAGCGCAUGCUACUGUCUCGAGCAGCUUAUCCGACACACGUCCUUCUUCGACAACUCCAACGACUUCGACAAACUGCAGACCGCUAUCUGGAAGGCUAUCGACAGUAGUUCUGCUGCUGUCAGACAUGCGGCUGCCUCAUGCAUCAGCGCUGCGUUAGUCAAGAACUACUCUGAGAAUGCGCCAAUGGAUCUCCCGAUCCUUGUCCGAUCGAACACGUUCAAGAAGAAGGGCAAGAAGGGAACCGACAUGGAUGGCGAUGACGAUAUCCAUGGCCGAUCUGAAUCACCUGCGCCUAGAAAGUCGGCGACACAGCUCUCCUUCACUAUAUCGAGCCUCUUGAAACUCCUUUCCACGCAGUAUGUUCGAACCGCAACUGGCAACCGCGCAAGAGCUGGAAUCACCAUCUGCUACAUGAAGACACUGAGGGGCUUGGGCGAGCAGGUCGUCGAGGCCAAGUAUGCUGAGAUUGCGCAGAAUCUUUUCGUCGACCUUCUCAGCAGCCCCGUUACAGUGCAAAACCGCUAUCGCACCCUCAGCGCGAGGAAGUUCGUCGCAGUCAUCCUCGAAACGGUUAUCGGCCGCGACAUGCUCGGAGAGUCUGGACAAUUGAAUGCCGCGAAAUUCCUGGUCAAUGAGAUACUGAAGGACUACCCUCAGGUGCUGAAGGAACGGCCAGAGCCAUCGAAACAGACGUUGAUUGGAGCACUGAGCGCAUUGGGUUCGCUGUUUAACAGCCUGGGGUCGGCUACUAAUGUUAUUUCCGACUCCACUCGAGAUGCGUUACUCCAAGUGCUGCAACACCCUAGCUACAGUGUUCAGGUGUAUGCUUCGGCCUGUCUGCGCUCUUUCGUCUUGGCCUGUCCACUCCAACUGCUACCCUCGGUGACGAUAUGCAUGAACAGCGUCAAUCGAGAACUAGGUCUUCUUUCUGGUCCGCGAAAGUCGCCUAGGAAGUGUGUUGGUCUUGCGAACGGCCUUUCUGCUGUCCUCAGUACAUCCACAUCCCAACCACUCCAUGGAUCUGUGGAUGUUAAUUCAAGGGUACUCUCACAGGCGACCUCGCUACUCAAGUCGAGUAGUAACUCCGACCUGAGGAUAUCAUCCACACAAAUCCAGGUCGCGUGGAUACUGAUUGGAGGCUUGAUGACGCUUGGCCCUAAUUUUGUCAAGAUUCACCUUUCGCAACUCCUUCUGUUGUGGAAAAACGCACUCCCAAAGCCACUCAACAAGGACAACAUGGUGCAGCGGAAUGUUUUGGAGCUCAGCUUCCUUGCACAUGUACGAGAGUGCGCUCUAGGCGGUAUCUUGACAUUUUUGGAAUUCAACAGCAGGCUGUUAACACUGGAUGUGACGAAGCGGUUGGCUGCGAUGCUUCAAAAUACGACGUUGUUCCUCAAUACCCUGCCAGCCAAGAAGACGACCGACGACAUAUCCCAGCGCUUGUCGCCUGCACUGCAGCUGCAUGACUUUGACCUGAUGGUGCGAAGACGAGUGCUGCAAUGCUAUACCAAGCUUCUGGAACUGAGCCCGGCUAGUAGCAGUGAGGUCUUGCUUCAGACGAAUCUCCUUUCUUUUGCGGUCGCGUCGUUUGCUGAUCCUGAUAAUUAUACCACCAGCUCGUUCAGCACUGCUAUCGCCAGUGCCGCGGGGACAUUUGAGAGCAUAUGGGAAGUCGCAGACAAUCAUGGCUUUGGUGUUACUGGACUUGUCAGGGGUUACGAUAUCAAGCCAUUGCCCGGAGAGCACGAGACUGAAGCCCAGCACCACUGGAUCACUAAACAUGGUUCGGAAGCAAUCGUCGACCGUACUCUCCUCUCACCCAUAUGCAGUGCUCGCGAACAUGAUUCUCUAUUGCUGUACAUCGGCCCGUUUACUGAUGCAACUGAGCUACCCGAUCCUCCAGCUACUGAAGUCGUAAAUGCCGCUUUACAGUUGUUCGCUAUUUGCCUGCCCCUGCAGACACCUAAAGUGCAGGAGAGCAUAUUAGAGCAGAUUACGUCUUUCCUAUCAGCCAGCAGUCUGCAGCGCGACGUUAACAGGAAGACUGCAAUGAUGGUGAAUAUUUCGUACGCCCUUCUUGCCGCGUUGAAGGUCGCCGUCAAGGAAACGCGCUCUGCACCUGGCAGUCUGAAAGGGCCGGCGGUGGAAAAGGUGAUGCAAGAGCUGUUACAUCUAUUCGUCAUCCUUCCCGAUGCUUAUGUUCGUAACAUUGCUGGGGAGGCUCUAGGCCGUCUCUGCAGUAGCUCUGGAAACGCACUCACCACGAGCGAAGUCAGCUACUUGGUUGAUCAGAUUGUUGCGAAUCGCGAACCCAACGCUCGGUCAGGCUAUGCUGUUGCACUGGGCUGUAUUCUUUCCCAGCUUGGCGGGAUGGCCGCCAGCUACCAUCUCAAGAGCAUUCUUGGAAUACUGAUGUCCCUCGGCAACGACCCCCACCCCGUGGUGCACUUUUGGGCAUUGGACAGUCUAUCGCGUGUGGCUGACUCCGCUGGUUUGUCUUUCUCCAGCUAUGUUACCAGCACACUCGGCAUGCUUGCGCAGCUGUAUGCUGCAGAUACACACAACGACGAAUCCUCCUCUUUGGCUUCUUCGAAUAUCGAAAUCGAUCUGCCUUCUCCAGCUGUUAUCGCACGUUGCAUAGACAGCACUAUCAACGUUCUCGGCCCAGAUCUUCAGGACAUGGCCAAGGCGCGCGACAUGAUCAUGACGCUCAUUGGAUUGUUCAAAGUGGAGGAUGAUGAGCUGAUUGGGAUCGAGAGUCUCCGCUGCCAGGAACAUCUCUCCUUGUAUGCUCCGGGUCACAUGGAGUUCUCCGGGUACGUGAAGCACCUUCAGCAACUGGUAGAGGGUGGUUCAACACAGAUCCGAGACAUGGCUAUCGAUGGACUACACAACCUCAUGAGGCGUAACACCGAAGAGAUCAUCCGGACAGGCGACCCAGGCUUGGAAGACCAGCUUUGGCAUGUACUUGACAGUAAUCCUGAUCACGAAGUUGUGCGGAACAUCUUACGUAACUGGCUACAUCAAACUGGCCUGACUGAUACAGCAACCUGGGUCCAGCGGUGCCACUCUGUCCUCACAAAGACAAAGAAGGUCGACACACAAGAAACUAUCGAGUCGAAACCCAAGGCUGGCGCUACUGAUCUGCAGGACGAAGAGGUUGCUGGCUUUGCCGCUGCUUCUAAUGCGCCUGGGACUCAGCCCGGAGAUGCUGCUCAAGUCAGCCAGGAGUUGCUCAAGUGGCAGGUACGAACCUUUGGCAUGGACUUGUUGAGCGAACUCGUCGCGAUGGUCAGUAAAGAGGCCGCCUUCCGAGAAGAGUCGCCUUGCGUACUGGCUUUGCAGCAAAGAGUUGCCGACGUCGUGCGCAUUGCAUUUUCUGCCUCUACGGCUGGUGUGGUUCAGCUGCGGAUACGUGGGUUGAAGAUUAUCGACCAAGUACUGAAGUUGUUUGGCAAGACUCCUGACCCUGACUUCGCUGAAGUGACGCUGCUCGAGCAAUAUCAGGCACAAAUCGGGUCGGCGCUUACUCCGGCUUUUGCAGCAGACUCCUCGCCGGAACUUGCAGCUGAAGCGGUCAAUGUCUGUGCUACGUUCAUAGCUACUGGAAUUGUCACAGACGUGGAUCGAAUGGGCCGUAUCCUCAAACUCCUCGUAUCGGCGCUCGAGAACUUCUCAAGCGAAACAGAGGCUGCGUCUAUUGGUGAUCUGAGAGGCCUCAGCUCGAACGCGCAGGUCAUGGUGAAGAUGUCGGUUUUCUCCGCGUGGGCGGAGCUUCAGAUUGCGAGUGCUGAGCAAACAUACCUCGUCGAUGUGUUGAAACCACACAUCGCCAAGUUAACACCACUAUGGCUUGCAUCACUCCGCGAAUAUGCUCGUCUGAGGUUUGAGCCUGAUAUCUCGUCGUCUAUGGGAUCGGCGUCUUUGUCUGGAAGUCUCGACACCAUAUAUGCAGCGCUCAACCGAGAAACUCUCCUGAAGUUCUACCAAGAAUCGUGGCUGAACUUGGUCGACGCAAUCGCCAGUUUGAUCGACGAAGACAGCGAGUUCGUCUUCGAUGCUCUAGACGGCAAGACUGAGUUCUCUGAAUCGGCUCCAAACGGCAAGGCGGACCACAUCAACUACCGUGAUGAGCCGGUGGCCUUCUUCUUUGUCCUGUUCGGUCUUGCAUUCGAGGCGUUGGCGGGCCGGCCAGGCGAUCUGCAAGCAUCGAAAGAGCAGAUACUGGAAAUUUUGCAAGCUCUAAAGAAGAUCCUCCGACCAUCGGUCUCCGGACAUGCCAUUUAUCAGGAAGUCGUCUUCUCGGAAACUAUGGAUAUGUUGGACCGUUUGGUUCUUACUGAGGGCUUGACUGUGCAGACGACUAUCGUUCAGAUCGCGAGGAAUUUGUGCCUUGGCCAUCCCUCUGCGCGGAGAGAACAAGGCGCUGCUCAUGGAGACGAAAAGCUCUCGGAGGAUAUUGAUCAGCUGUUCGAAUUGACCAAGAUCAUGGUGCUGGUCUUGUCAGGCCUGGUGCCUGGUCUCGAGGACAGCAACACUAAAGCCCGUCAUGAGUUGAACGAAGAAGCCGUCGCACUCCUCACAACCGCACUCGCAGCUCUCGUAGAUGCCGCACAGGUAUUCCCAUCAAUCAUCAAGGCCGAUCUCCACGCCUGCAUCCUCCACAUCUUCGCCACCAUCCUAGGAACCGGAGCAUGUCAAGCCACAGUCGUCCCCCAGUCCCUACCCAUCUUCAAGCGCUUCGUCACCAGCCUGGCCCCCCACGCCGAAGCCACAGAAGACACAAGCCAACAGCUCCGCGCAACACUAACGCGCUUCCUCACCGUCCUGCGCCACGCCCAACACCGCGAAUUCGACGCCGCCCUCGCCUGCGAAAAGAACACCAUCCUCGCAACCACCAUCCUCCUCAGCUCCGCCGCAUCCGCCUUCUCCCCCAACGACCCGCUCGUCCAGCGCUUCGUCACAGACCUCUUCGACUGCCUCGGCAACAGGAUGACAAGCAAAGUCGCCGCAGGAUGCUGCCGCUCGCUGCUCCUCCUCCCCAAAAAGGGCGCCUUUGAAGCUAACCUCGCCGCGCAAAUGCUGCCCCACAUCCUCACUUUCCUCGCCAACCCCUCGGAUGUCGAGGGCCUGGAUGAGUCGCGCUCAACGCUCGCUCAGACGCUCGUCGCUUUUGUGCCUACGCUGCCGGAGGCUAGGCAGCGGCAAGUUGCCUGUAAGAUUAUCAUCCCUGCGCUGCUGGCCCGCGCGCAGAAGGAGCCGCUUGCUGCGCAGGAGACGGCCGCGAGGCUUAUGGAACUCGCGGGCGCGGAUCAGGAGGCGUUUAGGGGUGUGGUCGCGGGGUUGAGUGCGGAGCAGAGGUCGUUUACGGAGACUGUGCUCAAGAGUGGGCAGGGGGCUGCGAGACGGGAGGUUAGGAGUGAGGAGGGGGGUGAGCCGAGGAUUGCGCUGAAGAUGAGCUUUGGGUCGUAG